This is a messenger RNA of Stylophora pistillata, 1723 nucleotides long. RefSeq names its product Golgi pH regulator. Gene Ontology annotation, cellular component: membrane. The record is from RefSeq and is a predicted model, not a curated record. Lineage: Eukaryota; Metazoa; Cnidaria; Anthozoa; Scleractinia; Pocilloporidae.
CAACCAUUCAUCGGCUUAGUAUCGUGCAGCUUUCGUUUGUCUUCGGAAGGGUGUUCGGUGUAAAGCUAGACGUGGCAAAUGCAAAGACAAAAUGUCGUUUUUUGCGGAUUGUUCCGUUGUUUUCUGCUCACAGUUCUUCUUCUUCGGUAUGGGUUGGAUGUUUUUCAUGAGAAGGCUAUUUAGAAACUAUGAAGUUCACCACAUGGCUGUUCAGUUGGUCUUUUCAUUAACUUUCGCUCUUUCAUGCACCAUGUUUGAACUAGUCAUAUUCGAGAUUCUAGGGAUUCUGGACAAGAGCUCAAGAUUCUUUCACUGGAAACUCGGGCUUUACUCCAUGUUAUUUACCUUGAUUUUUCUUCUGCCCUUCUACAUAUCUUAUUUCCUGGUAAGGACAAUUCGAUUUGUUCACAGGAGGAGAAUUGUAGUUCUACUGGCGGGUACGUUUUGGCUUGCCUUUUUGUACAUGUUUUGGAAAAUUGGAAAUCCGUUCCCAAUUUUGAGUUCUAAGCAUGGAAUAUUCUCGAUCGAGCAGGGAAUCAGCCGAGUGGGGGUGAUUGGGGUCACGAUGAUGGCCAUACUGUCUGGAUUUGGUGCAGUUAAUUGCCCCUACACUUACAUGACAUACUUCAUGAGACACGUGACCGAUGCGGAUAUUCAAAAUCUGGAAAAAAGGCAAUUCCAAACAAUCGAUAUAAUUCUCAGUAAGAAAAAAAGAAUUGCUCUGGCAAAAAGGGAGAGUCAGCGCUUUGCUGCAUCUACUCAACAAAAGACAGGAAUUUGGAGCAUGCUCAGUAGUAUGACAGGGAGUGGUGGCCCUGACACCAGUUAUCUCCAGAAAGAGGUAGAUGCUCUAGAAGAACUCAGUCGACAAUUGUUCCUGGAAAUUGUGGAUCUGCACAAUACCAAAGAGAGAAUGGAAUUAUCAAAGACAUUGCAAGGAAAAUACUUUGACUUAGUUGGGCAUAUAUUCUCUGGCUACUGUAUUUGGAAGAUUUUUAUCUCAACAGUAAACAUUGUGUUUGAUCGUGUCGGCAAGACUGAUCCUGUCACACGCGGUAUUGAAAUAACUGUCAAUUAUCUUGGUUGGAAGUUUGAUGUUUUAUUCUGGUCACAGCAUAUCUCAUUCUUCUUGAUUGGAAUCUUAAUUGUGACAUCGAUAAGAGGUCUCCUUAUAACACUGACAAAGUUUUUCAAUGCGAUGGCAAGCAGUAAAUCGUCCAAUAUUAUUGUUCUCUUUUUGGCUGAAAUCAUGGGGAUGUACUUUGUUUCGUCUGUCUUGUUAAUGAGCAUGAACAUGCCUGGUAAAUACAGGGAGAUAAUCACAGAAGUACUUGGUGAACUUCAAUUCAAUUUCUAUCAUCGUUGGUUUGAUGUGAUUUUCCUCAUAAGUGCUCUUUCAAGUAUUGGAUUUCUAUACCUUGCCCAUAAACAAGCCCCUGAAAAACACAUGUAUGAUAAUUCCUUUUAAGGUUAUGACUAUGCAGGGUUUGAUAAUACAGGUAGUUUAUUAGUAACAAUUUAAUGUGGCAAUCAAAAUAUAAACAGUCCUGAAAUUAAGCAACUUUUCAUAGCUAGAAAAUUACAAAACAUCAUGACUGUAGUUAAAAUUUGUUCAGGAUUUAUCUUGGACAAUGUAAGUCAAAUUUGUAUUAAUCCAAGCAACCAAUCAAGUUGAAAAUUCUACAAACUACAGAAACAACAAGAAUAAAUCAGUUCAUCAUGA